Gambusia affinis (western mosquitofish) is the source of this 2955-nucleotide messenger RNA. It is a transcript of the gene gpr39, whose product is annotated as G protein-coupled receptor 39. The coding region runs from base 348 to 1577 and encodes 409 amino acids. Gene Ontology annotation, molecular function: G protein-coupled receptor activity. Gene Ontology annotation, biological process: G protein-coupled receptor signaling pathway. Gene Ontology annotation, cellular component: membrane. Lineage: Eukaryota; Metazoa; Chordata; Actinopteri; Cyprinodontiformes; Poeciliidae. The transcript is spliced from 2 exons. The record is from RefSeq and is a predicted model, not a curated record.
GGUCUCACACCGAGCCGGAACCAGAAACAACAAAGACACGGCUUUAAGGGGAAUUCAGGACUCAUUCAUCCAUUCACAGACGAACCGGACCGGGAACGCAGAACCAGAACCAGAACCAGAACCACAGAAAGUCCAGCAGAGUUUUCAUUUAUUUAAACCGAGGGUCUUUUUGAGAUCUGAGUUUAAAACUGACUGAUAAACUUCUUGGCGAGUUGGGAUUAUUUUGCGGGAACCCGUCUUCGGUUUCAGUGGUUUUGACCCGUUGGUUCCGUCCAGAGGGACUGUGACCGGAGAGCUGAUAAGCUAAUCAAUACCUGCAACAAAUCUUACGUCACCACUCCGCUAUCAUGAGCGAGAGCAACAACACCGAUGGGGGAAUAGACUGGAGCAAACUGGAGCCCACUUAUUCCGUCAAGAUCUUCAUGACCGUCCUCUACACGCUCAUGCUGGUUGCAGGCAUUGUGGGUAAUUCAGUGACCAUCAGGGUGACGCAGGUGCUGAGGCGAAACGGCUACCUGCAGAAGAACGUGACGGACCACAUGGUGAGCCUGGCCAGCUCCGACCUGCUGGUGCUCCUCAUCGGCAUGCCGGUGGAGCUCUACAGCGCCAUCUGGUUCCCCUUCGGAUCCACUUCCGGCAACACGUCCUGCAAGAUCUACAACUUCCUGUUUGAGGCGUGCAGCUACGCCACCAUCCUCAACGUGGCCACGCUCAGCUUUGAGCGCUACGUCGCCAUCUGCCACCCGUUCCGCUACAAGGCGCUGAGCGCCAAACGGACCUCGGUUCUGAUCACCUUUGCCUGGGUUGUGUCCGUUCUUAUUGCCUUGCCGUUGUUGAUCGCCACGGGAACGCAGGGACACAUUCCGCACCGACAGGAACUGAGUUUCUGCACCAACCUGAAGGAGCACUGGGUGAUGUACAGAGCUAGCAUCUUCGGGGCGUUUGUCCUCUACAUGAUCGUGCUGAUCUCCGUGGCCUUCAUGUGCCGGGCGAUGAUCCUGGUGCUGAAGAAGCCGCUGGGAUCCAUGGACGACGGCAUCAACGGGACCGAAAGGCUCAAAAAACACGAGAGCGAAACCACCAAGGCGGCUCGGAAGCAAACCAUCAUUUUUCUGGGUCUGAUCGUCGGCUCCCUGACUCUCUGCUGGUUUCCCAACCAGCUGCGGCGCCUGAUGACGGCGGCCGUCCCGAAGUCUUCCUGGUCUCUGUCGUAUUUUUGGACCUACGCGUGGCUCCACCUGGUGGCCGACGCCUGCUUCUACCUCAGCUCCGUGCUCAACCCGUUCCUCUACAACCUGUCGUCUCGUCACUUCCGCCAGGUGUUCCUGCAGGUGCUGCGCUGCCGCCUGACCGUCCAGCACGCUAACCGCUGCGCCGCGCCGCCGCCUCGCGCCUCCUCCGCGCGCUCGCUGCAGCCGCUGCUCUGGAAGUCGCUGCGUUUCGGCCGGAGGAGCGGCAGCGACCAGCAGAGGGCGCCGCCCACCUUCGCCACCUUCCAGAGAGACUUGGCGCCGUCCGGCUGCCCGGUGGCCGUCAGCCUGACCAGACCGGAAACCGGAACCGAGACAGAAAUCUGAAACGCCGCCCCGGCAUCAUGAAGCCUCGUCGUCACGGCGAUAAGACAGUUUCAUGUUUUGACGAGUUCCUGAAAAAAAAAGAUAAUUUCCAAAACUUCUGAACGUUUGGACAAAUUCAGCAGAAAACCCUCCAACACGGUGGCGCAGUGGUGAUGCUGAGGGCGUCCAGCCGGGUCCAAAUCUGCAGCAGAACGGCUGGAAGAGUCAGGCUUCAGGAACGGCCUAGUCAAAGGCAUGUUGGGCUCUGCAGAGAGACUGCUGCUGGGUCAGUGGGUGUACUUACUUUUCCACAUGCAGGCCUUUGCUUUCUUGUUUUAAUAAAAAAUGACGCUUUGAAUCUGUUGAGUUUUUCUACAAUCUGCAGCUCAAGUUUACAGAAACUUCAGUUAAAUAUUUUCUAAUAGUUCAUAUUUUCCAAAUUAUGACAGUAAUCAUCUUUAAUAACUUAAAUUGUCACCUAAAUUAUUUUCAUUUGUCUCCUUGACUUUCUGACUUCCUGAUUGGCCUAGUUAAAUCCUCUCCACUGCAGUCUGCAGGGUCCCGCGGCCCCCGGCUGCCUGUCUCUGAGGGCCGGCCCUGGGGGCCCCCUGCCUGUGUCUGUAUGGCAAGCUGCUGUCAUAAAAUCAGCUUCACCACAGUUACAUCCCAUAUUUUUGUUGCCAUGGUAACCAGGAUUUAGUCUGGAUUAGACCUGAAUGAAUUAAAUCUGCUGGAUUAAAACUGAAAACAGGAAGAAUUUUCAGAUGAGAGUUGAUAUAAAAUCUGUUUUUAUAACUGAGAAAAAAAGAAAUUUAAAAAACAAACUGAAUGUUUUUCAUUUAUUAAUAAAAUCUGAUUAGUUUGGAGAACUUUGACCCAGUUGAAGUGAAAUAAUCUUAUAAAGUUUAAUUUUAGUUUUAUCUGUCAGGUUUGAGAUUUAAGGAACGCCAGGAAGGAGGAAAACCACAGAAGAAGAAGACGGUUUGGUGUUUCUUCCAUCAACACCAGGAUCUAUCAUCCAGAAAAUCUCCACUAAACCGAUGAGAUUAUUUCCAGCAUGAAUAAUUUUCAUCUGGGAUUUACAGGAGAUUUAUGCUGCUUUAAUGGCUCAUCCUGACAAACUCAGACAGGAAGUCAUUAAAUCAGACUUCCUGUGAUUAAUCAUCCCACAUCCUGAACUCGUUUUGCUUUUCAUCCAGAAACAAACAGAACCGAUUCGGCUCUGAGACUCGUGAUGAUGAUGAGGAGGUUCAUCUUCAUCGUGUUUUCUCUUCAUCGAUCCAAUGGCUGCUGGAUUAUUUACUCUGCGGGGCGUCACAUCGAUUUCCUUCCCCUCUUCUGUUUCCUGUCCAGAUCUCACCAACGCUUUAAACUUAUUUUAGCUUAAAGAUAAAUAAAU